AUGGCGAUGCUUUGCUUUCUACUCGAUUUACGAAGCCUAUCUUCUCCUCUCCUUCGAGAUCUGAAGCAGUCGUUAUUGCAGCUCGCGAAUUACUACUCGAUUUCGGUUCCCGAGAUCAAUGAUAACUGCAAUAGGAUUCGAUCGAGGGCCCUCCGCGAUCGCAUUGGACUUUGCUAUGUUUUCAGAAAUCGAAUUUCGUGUUCCGAUGAGCUGAAGGUUGCAUACAAUCCCUCUGUGAAUUUCAAUCUGCGCGAUUUUCACCAUGCAGUGAACAAUAUACCUAACGAUGCCUUUUCCCCUGAAUUCGACGAGUCUGGAGCUCUCUGUUGUAAGGACCUAAAACUAUCAGACGUUUUGAAUGGCGAAGUUAUAUACUCAUGGGGAGGAAAUGACAGACACAUUUCAAAAAAGAUUAUUCUGCUUAGUUCCUGUGUCGUUAAAUCUCUGGAUUCUAUGACCAUAAAGGCUCUCACGGAAGCUGCAGAGAAGUUUGUCUCAGUGGAGUUUGUUUUCUUGGAGCAAAAUUCAAGCCACCUUGGUGAUUCCCCUGAGAAUAUCAACAACUUUAUUAAGCAGAUUGGUUGUCUUGAGAACUGUUCGCUACGGAUGUUUGUUCCAGAUUCACAUGCACUUCUUGGCCUUGUGAAAAGAUGGCUUCAGGAGUUAAAAGAAGACACGGAAGAAUCGUUACAAGCUCGUUUUCUCUUCAAGGUCGAUCUAAUGAACAAUCUGAACCAGAUAUCCUGCAACUUAUGUGCAUCUGUCCAUCCCAUAAUCGAUGGUUUCAUUCCUUGCCAGACAUGCAGGUGUCAUGGCAUUCCACUGGACAAGUCAAAUGAGAGUAAGACCAGGAGGUCUUGUUGUCCAGUAACAAGCAAUGAACUUGGAGCUUUAGAUUUAAUCGAGAACUCUGUCAAGAUUGGAGAACAAACAAUCCUGUAUAUGCCGUCUUUCCAGUGCAUUCAGAAGCUCCAGCAAAUUUCUUCACCUGUUGACUUCAAUGUCAUUCAGAGAACUAACUUACGAUUAUUAAGCGAAGGUUUAAUCAUGGGUUCUACCUAUGUUGUUACUCCAACUUGUAAUGAUUCACAUGAUAAUGACAAGUCAGAGCACAAUACUCAACUUUUUCAAUUGGUCUGCAGUGUUCUAAACUCCCUUGAUCAGGGGUUGGUUUGCUCUUCUAGUUGCAAUAUUGGAACUGCAAUUGAGACUUCAUUUAAGUGCUACUACAUACUGUUACCUUCGGACAAAGGGGUGAUGCUUCUCAGGCGCCUUGCAGGAUCAGAGGAAGUUUUACCCACCCCUGAUGUGAGUCAAUUCCUUAGCUCUACGCUAGCUAAAGAGAUUGAAGACACAGUUCAAGCUUCUUUGCUAAAGAUCGAAGUGAGUGAGUACAAUCCAGUCCAGCACGAAAGAGGAUUCCAUCAAAAACUAAACUUACUUGUAAAAGAGAGCCUACAAUUUGGGGCAAUACCUCCUAAAACAAAAGAAGCAACCUCAGAGUCAGAUUUGACCCUACAAGAGUCCUCGGCUAAGGUCCAACCAAUAUUGCAAUUAGAUAUUAAACAUUUAGACGAUAAAAUGAGUGCAUGCAUUACAGAGGAGUGGGAACAACUUGUUAUAACUGAUGUCGUCAACAUGAAUUCUCCCACUUGUAUCUCCAAGCCAAAGCUGGAUGAAUCACCAUUGCACAACAAAAGACAAGUCGAUGAAAAAACUUCAAGAAUUCUUGAAAGGCUGGAAGUCCCAAGGCAGCUUAAAAGGAAAACAGUUUCACCUACAAUCUCAAGCAGUGUGUGUGCUGAUAUGGGUGCAUCCUUGAAGAAGCCUCUUAUACCGUAUGGGCCCGGUAAUACUAUCGAUCAAGGUCCAACAGCAAGCCAGCCGAGGAAGCCCAGUUUCCAGAGGAGGAAAAGAUAA
Molecule: messenger RNA, 1920 nt
Organism: Fraxinus pennsylvanica
Lineage: Eukaryota; Viridiplantae; Streptophyta; Magnoliopsida; Lamiales; Oleaceae
Source: the annotation of a GenBank genome assembly